Messenger RNA from Clarias gariepinus (North African catfish), 6089 nucleotides. RefSeq names its product BICRA like chromatin remodeling complex associated protein (gene bicral). Lineage: Eukaryota; Metazoa; Chordata; Actinopteri; Siluriformes; Clariidae. Gene Ontology annotation, biological process: positive regulation of DNA-templated transcription. The coding region runs from base 1153 to 3681 and encodes 842 amino acids. The record is from RefSeq and is a predicted model, not a curated record. Gene Ontology annotation, cellular component: SWI/SNF complex. The transcript is spliced from 11 exons.
UUAAAAAAAAAGGGAAAUAAAACAAACCGCCAGAGCUUAGAGUUUGAGAUCGGAUCCGAGUGGAGAUAGAGAGUGAACAGUCCCUCCUGUGGCAGAGUUUAAAUUAGGAUGUAUAUCGAGGGUUGAUGCUUUUUGCUGCGUCUCCUUUCCGCCCCCCUGACUGCAACAAACCAAGAGCUAAAGCUCUGCUAGCUGGCUGUGGGGUUUUUUCUUCUUCAAAGAGAGGAAGGAAAAGAGACUUUUCUCCUCCCUUGUUUGUCUAAAAAACAGUUUUAACCUUACUGUGACAAACCAAAUAAGUGCUGUUUGUGUGUAUCGGGCUAUAAAUAUAUAAAUCUAUUUGCCUGGCUGAGUCCUGGGCUACAUUCACAUUGUCCGAGUGUUAUUUUGUUCGAGUGUAACGACUAAGUGAAGCAGCCAUUACACAAAACACAAAGUGGCCAAGCCACUCGGAUACAGAUCUGUUCAGCUCACAUGCACAGAAAGCCCUUAGCAAAGUGAUCAAACGAACAUUAAUAAAUAAAUAAAAUCAUUUUAUUGUUAGUCAAUGUGAAAAUGAAGGGGGGUUGAACAAGAUUAUAACCUAUAAAAUAUAAAAAUAGGUAAUCCAGUUUUACAUCAAUAGAUUAAUUCUGCUAAGCCUUCCUUUCAUUUAAUGUGUGUGGGUCAGCGACAUAUUAGCAUCAUGUUUUAUUUACAAUUUAACAAGAACGUUUAAACACUUCUGAGGGAACAUCAAACCGGCCCUGCCCAUCCCCCCACACAUUGCUGUGCUUCAGUCCCAGUCAUUUAUAUCACCUCAAGUGUUGUGUUUUUUUCAUGCCACGUCGUCGUAUCUCUCUCACACAUGCACGCAUUUCCGUACUAUUUGAACAGUGUUUGUUUUGUGAGUGAUCUAACAUGGUGGUGUCCGUACAUUUUGUGUGUGGUUGCAGCGGAGUGGCGCAGUUUCAGGUCGCAGCCGCCAUUUUACACUCAGUAAAACACACGAGGAGCUGCUGCUUUGUGUUGUGUGAAAACACUGAGGACAAGCGUGCAAAGACCCCUAAACAAUCCACACACCCUACGUUACCAGCAAUUUCCCCUUGACCAACAGCAUACUUAAAAAAAAACAACAGUACAAACAAUUAUUGUUUAUACAAUUAAGGUGUCAUGGAUGAUGAAGACGAUCGCCGUCUUCUGGAUUUUAUUGGAGAUGUACAAGCUCUAAACGACUAUCUUCAUGGCUCCAAUACCAAAUCGAUAGAAGAGGAUGACCUGACAAAUGCAGCCUAUGAAUCUGCAACCUCAUUUUUCACAAAUGAAACAAGUGGCUCAAAUGAAGGACUUAAAGAUGGCCAUAAUCAUUUGGAAGAGUUUGGAGAGGCUGGUGAUUCUGGACUCUCCAGUAGUCUUCAGUUUAUUGAAGAUGAGCUUGAGGGUAGCGUCUCCCCAAGUGGUGGGGUUGACCUUGGUAGUGAGGACCAACCUUUUGAUAUUUUACAGAAGUCUUUAUUGGAGGCAGAUAUCACAGAGCAGACUCUGGCCGAAGAAGCAUUGUUGGAGUCUCAACCAGCUUUGUGUCCUGCCACUGCAACUUUCCACCAGCAGCUAGUUUCUGGAGGUGUUUCAGGAGCUGGACUAGUGGCUCCAAUGCCUGUAGCUGGGGCACAACCUCAGACUUUUAUUCAGCAAGUUCCCCAGCUGCCAUUGCCAAAUGGACCAACAGGACACAUUCAGCUCUCAUUAAGCUCUCUUAAUGGAAGUACUCCCUCCAUGAUGACUAUCAAGAGUUUGGAGCGGCCUCAGAUUCUCUUGAGGCCUGGUGGAAACACGGUGAUGGGCAGUGCUGGGCAGGGUACAUCUUUCGUUCCUUCUACACCAGGGCAGAUAUCUGUUCCCUUUAAUAAAGGGCCGAUACAGCUUCAAAAUAUUAUCAUUCAGAGAGGCCCUGUACCACAGUCUUUAGUCAGACCUAUUCAACCUAAGGUUCUCCAGACAGGUGGACAAACUAUGUACAAUAUAAGCAACCUGGGGAUCCAAUCCCACAGCACUACUGUUGCAAACCCAGUUAAUACUGUUGCGUACACAGCCAAUGGAACUCCACAGACUACCCAGCAGGUAAAGGUAGUGAGUCAGCCCACCAGCAUUGUAGUCCAUUCUCCAUUUGGACAGCAAGGACAACCACAGGUCCAGGCCAAUCUUCCCCAGGGGCAGUAUUUGCUGCCAACUGGCAGCACUGUUCAUGGACUUCAGGCGGUAAACGGCCAAGUGCUUCAAACCAACACUCACAUGGGUGACCCAUCCUUAACUAGCACUACUACAUACUCUAUCUUGACCAACCAGAAUACAGCUGUGCAGAUUAUUGCUGGGCAGAAUUUUGCAGCUGGUGGACAGAUGAUGCUGAAUCAAGGUAUGAUUAAUGCAGGUCAGAUGGGACAAGCCUCCCCUACAGGGGUUAUGCAGGUUGCUCAAAGGCCUGGUGUCACAGCCAAAGUCUGGGCUGCCAACCCAUCACCUACUCCAACAGCUGUACAGUCUUUGCAGGCACAAAAUCGUCUGACCAUGGUAAACUCCACAGGCCAGCCUCUCCAGACUCAUCUACAGAUAUCUGUUAGCCCAGGACAGCGUCUUUUGGUACCUGUGGCACAGAACAACACAAACUCUUCCCACUCAGCAGGCCAAGAUCUACAGUUUGAAAAAGAACAAGCACCAUUUAACCUGGAUUCCGCAUUAUCAAAACAGAAGGCUCAGACCCAGCUGGCUAACCUUCUUGAUAUUAAAGGUUUAAAAACUGCCAACCAGGAAUCCCAUCUCCUAACUACUUUAAAGAGACCUGCAAAUCAGCAGCUAAGCAGAGGAGAAAUGGUUCUUGAGCAGCUAAAGAUGGAUCAUAUUGGGGUUGUGUCUCCAGACCGUACCCCUUUCGCGUCACUGAAUGAUGUCCUCAACAGAUUGCUGCCCUAUCACGUGUUCCACGAGGAGCCACCCUGUGAGGAUGAUUUUGCCAAAGUGGAUGAAGAAUUUGAGGCAGUUUCCACACAAGUGGUAGUGAGAACACAGUCCAUGAUAAACAAAUACAGGCGUUUGCUCAUGGUGGAGGCUGAGAUGUGUAUUUUUUCACAGCGGUCCAGUCCCUCAUCAGAAAUAGUGAUGAUUGACAGGACAUUUAACCAAGAGGAACGGAACAAUUUGACUCAAGACAAACGAACGGUACUUGUAGACCCAGAUGGCUUUUUAGAGGAAUUCUGCUGUGGACCUAAGAAGUUAGCUUCAAACUUGGAGGCUAUGGAUUCACCUUGUAAUGAGGAGAUCCCAGUUUUGAUGGAGACUUCCCCUCUCCCAGACACACCACACAUGCAAGGAUACAAAGAGAGGACAGAAUGCCAUAUAAAGCCUGCUUAUAGGACAGACGCAUAUUCAGCUUUUGAGGAUCCAGGGGGUGGGGGGGGACAUGAAGAGACCUUCAGUAAAAGCAGCUUAGACAUGAAGAAAAAGCAAUCCAACAUCAUCAGUAGCAGCAGCAGCCAGCACCACCACUUUCACUCUGCCCACUACUCCACAUCUCCCAGUCAUUCACAGCAUAGUUCUGGCCAUUUUUAUCCCUCUGAACAGCUUCAGACAUUUGAACAUGGUCAUGUCCAACUCUCUGACACCGAUUCUGUGCUUGAAGCUGCAGUGAAUAGUAUAUUAGACUGUUAGAUUUUUUGGAGGGGUUUAUUAGAUACUCUCAGAAUUGUAAGUUUAAUCCUGCGACAUGUGAGACUGAAGGAUGUACUUCAGCAAAACAAAUGUUUGUGCACACAGUGUCCCCUUAGUACAUCCUAAACUGCGUAGAGGCAGUGGAAAACAAAAAAAGACUGUGCCUACUGUUCUGGAAACGUUUACAUGAGAGCCUUUUUGGACGUGCACCCACACAAAGCAGUAAGGUCUGAUGUUUGAAAAUGCUGGUUACACAUUUUUCAUGUGUAUGAUGUGUGUGUUACUGUCUGUGUGUAGCUUUGGAACAUAUCUACUCAUACAGAUGCUUUGAAUACUCUUGUACCAAGUUACACUCUCUGUGGAGGUUUUCUGUGUCUAUCUUAGUUUAGGCGUAGGCAGGUAUUGUGUCUGAAAAGACCUACUGUUUAUGGCUUAUAGCUGUCCUUUAUCUUUUUAAUAAGAUACUUGCAGUAGCUUAUGAUCAAAUAGGGCAUUUAAAUAUAGACACUUAGUUGUUUUAUUAUUAUUAGUAGUAGUAGUAGGAUUUAAUCUCAGUCCCACAUCCUCCUUGCACUGCACAUUUAUGUUUUCAAAAAAAUUGUUGGAAAAUUAACGGAAUGACUGAACUGGUUGAAAUCCUAAACUAUGCAGUCCAGGUGAGGAAUUGAAUACUGUUGUAAGACCAACGACUAUGCUCCUUUUUCUUUUAUUUAGCAUUUAGUUUUGUACCUUAAAGGUAUGUGAUCUCCUGCCCACAGAGACAAGCUCACUUUGAGUGUUUUCUUUUUCUGCAGGUGAAUCUAAGUCCUCAGAUUGAGGGUACGAUGUUACAUUCUUUUUGUGCUUUAUUCAUUUUUUUAAUGAUUUCUUUUUCUUUAUGCUGCUUCUAAGCUUGGAUAAAAAAACCCUGCUUGUGUGUGAUUGUAGGUUGCAUUUCUAUGAUUCCAGAGAGAUAUUGUCCCAAACAUUUUUUUUUUUUCGCUUGUGACUAGUGUUCCCUGCUGGUCAGGCUAUGUUCUCUCUUGUUUUCAAUUUUUAGCUGCAGAAACUAAUGUUUGCACACAUAAACAUAGUGUCUUUUAGACAACUGUGUUUUCUGCAGCUUGUCUCUAGUCCCUAUUUGGUAUUUGAUAAGUAAUUUGAAUACCAACAUCUUUAUAUAAUGUGGAGGAGACUUAAUGCCUUGCCUUCACAUGUUAUUUGAGAAAGAUUGACAAGUUACCCAUGUGGCCACCAAGUUAAUUUUACCAUGAGAACACAUUUUAAAGCCACACUCACAAAUUUAAAUGCUACUUUAUAUAAUUUGAUAUUAUUUCAUAGACUUAGAAUUUAAUCUUCAAUCAUCAUAUGUAUUAAAUGUUAACUAUAUAGAUUUCUACAUUAUAUUACUGCUAUGCACCAAACUAUUUUUAGAUAGAUUUUUUACUAGUUCUUUCUAGAAAUACAGAGCAGAACUGCUUAGAUCUUAUUAGAAAUGUGGUUCGUUAGAAAAAGGAAUUAUGGUGCAUUCAGAGAUCUAUCUGGAACUUUUAAGUGGCGAACUGGAUCCCACAUGCAAUUCAAUUACAUCCAAUUACAAGUUCUAAAAUUUCUGACUGUGGCUUUUUUUCUAACUUCUUAAACAAGUUAAUAAUGUGUUUAUUCAAACAACAGAAGUGAGACCAAUUCAGCAUAAACAGCAGUGAACGGUUUGAUACAUUUGUGUGUUGUUUUUUGUGCAUGUUUGUAUUGAAAGGUUGCUUGUGCCUAAAAUACAAUUUCCUUAAUCAGCAACACUAUACUGUAUAUUUUCUUCCAGCAGUUCAACCAAAUAUGAUGAACAAAUGAAGUUGUACUAUGAUAUGAUGUCUGUGAUCUGAGCUUAUGUGGGUGAAAGAGGUUCAGCCUGAAGACCUUUUUGUUUGAGGGGCUUCCUUGCCUUAGAAGAGUGUACAUGAAAACAAUUUGAACAUUAUUUGUUUUACGGUACGUGUGUGGCCUUCAGUUAAUCUUAACACCUUCAUGUUGAAAGUUUGAAGUUGUCACCAUGCUUGUAACAUUUCAUUUUUCAUAUAAAAUUUUAUUUGCAACAUUUGUUUUGUAUUAAAAAUUAAGAGUACAACAAAAUAUUUAUAAUUUUGUAAGAAAAGUAUGGAAAAUUAAACAAAAAGGAAGUUAUUUUUUAUGUUGCGUAUACCUUGUUUAUGUGAAAUCAGAAUAUAUGGUCAGAUAUUGAUUUACUGUUUAAUUUGUGCUCACAACAGAAAAGAUCAAUCAAUAUUAAAUUCACUUUGAAUACAACAGUUAACUUGUGGUAUAUGUUUCUUUAGUUAGCACAUCUGUCCCCUGUAGCAUGUACUACCAUACUGAGAUUGUGGAAUAACAUUGUUUAUUGUGUUUAAAUUUUAAAAAGUAGAAACAUUUGCUGU